GGAAGUGGCUCCGGGGCGCAUGCGCGAUGUCUGCACGGUGAAUGGGGCCGUUUCCUCCGCCGGCGUGAGACGAUCUCUGCCUCUCAGGAUUCUGGCUCGCGUCACCUCGCUCUCGCCUCCUCCGCGCCGGAGCGGGGUCGCAGGCUCCGGAGCCCCUCCCGCUCCACGCCACCGGCUUCCCGCCGCAACACGACUCUCAGACACACAUGCCGCCACCUCGGAGACUCACCGCUUCUAGACCGUUCUUCUCCCGAAGGGCAUCCCACUUUUGUCUCUCCCACGUCGAGCUGCCUGAUUUCCCCCGUUGCCCUGGUGACUCUCCGAAACUAAGUGUUUCUGUUGGCUCCUGCCUGCCUCCGCCAGGUGUUCAUUACCUACAUGCACUCGCUUCCCCCCAGGGUCAAAAUGAGUCUGUUUGGAACAACCUCGGGUUUUGGAACUGGUGGGACCAGCAUGUUUGGCAGCACAACCACAGAUAACCACAACCCGAUGAAGGAUAUUGAAGUAACAUCCUCUCCUGACGACAGCAUUGGUUGUCUAUCUUUUAGCCCACCAACCUUGCCGGGGAACUUUCUUAUUGCAGGAUCGUGGGCUAACGACGUUCGCUGCUGGGAAGUUCAGGAUAGUGGGCAGACUAUACCAAAAGCCCAACAGAUGCACACCGGGCCCGUGCUAGACGUGUGCUGGAGUGAUGAUGGGAGCAAAGUAUUUACGGCUUCUUGUGAUAAAACUGCCAAAAUGUGGGAUCUCAACAGUAACCAAGCAAUACAGAUUGCACAGCACGAUGCUCCUGUUAAAACCAUACAUUGGAUCAAAGCACCAAACUACAGCUGUGUGAUGACCGGGAGCUGGGAUAAGACUUUGAAGUUUUGGGAUACGCGAUCAUCAAAUCCUAUGAUGGUUUUGCAGCUCCCUGAAAGGUGUUACUGUGCUGACGUGAUAUACCCUAUGGCCGUGGUGGCAACUGCGGAGAGGGGACUGAUUGUCUAUCAAUUAGAGAACCAGCCUUCUGAAUUCAGGAGGAUAGAAUCUCCACUGAAACAUCAGCAUCGAUGUGUGGCUAUUUUUAAAGACAAACAGAACAAGCCGACUGGUUUUGCCUUGGGAAGCAUCGAGGGGAGAGUUGCUAUUCACUACAUCAACCCCCCAAACCCUGCCAAGGAUAACUUUACCUUCAAAUGUCACCGAUCUAACGGAACCAACACUUCAGCCCCUCAGGACAUCUACGCGGUGAAUGGAAUCGCAUUCCAUCCCGUUCAUGGCACCCUUGCAACUGUGGGAUCUGAUGGUAGAUUCAGCUUUUGGGACAAAGAUGCCAGAACAAAACUAAAAACUUCAGAACAGUUAGAUCAGCCGAUCUCAGCUUGCUGCUUCAAUCACAAUGGAAACAUCUUUGCGUAUGCUUCCAGCUACGACUGGUCCAAGGGACAUGAAUUCUAUAAUCCCCAAAAGAAAAAUUACAUUUUCCUGCGUAACGCAGCUGAAGAGCUAAAACCCAGGAAUAAGAAGUAGUGGCGGAGCCUGACGGGCUGUUGGAGUAGUUUUCUCUGCACACUGCCUCGUCCGGACAAAUUUGGAUCCCAGUUUUUGGAGGGUUGUCAGCCAGGGAUGUGGAUUUCAGCCCCUGGAGAAAACAGUGGCACUGCUUAGCAGUCAGGGGCCCAGCGGGCCGCAGCGACUGUGGGUCCCUCCAUUCCACUGCCCGAUACAGAUUUCCUCUGUAGCUCAGGGGGUAAGGCCUUUGUAGAAGUUAGAUUCGCGGGCGGCCGCCAGGAUUUUGCAGUGCUUCGUUCAGCAAUGUCUGUGUUAGAGAACGCUGGGAAAUGUUUCAUGAACCCUGUACUGUCUUUUGUAAUAAAACAUUUUGAAGAUUGCCUACUAAAGCUCCCUUUGUCCAUCUUCCCACCCGCCAGGUAAGCCCUGAAGUGGCCGUCCUGUGCAGCAUCAGGGUUGGGUUUUCGUUUGUGACUUCAGACACCUUUUGGGAAAUGCAGAAAUCUGCACCUUAGGAAAUGGAGUCCUGAGCUGUGACUCUCCCAUGUGGGAUGCCUAGCAACAGCCUCUCUGACCAUUGGCGGGCAGUUGAGUGUGGGUUUUCCCUUCCCUCCUUCAUUCCUGUCUCUAACACCCCCAGGGCUUUUUGGCUCCGCUGGGCAGCUGUCCUGGUGACGGAAAGCGGGGACAGGCCUCUGUGGGCGGUAUUUGUGUGGCCUUCAAGUCAGAACCCCCGUUCCCUGCAUGGGAAGUGCCCUUUCCUCGUGCCCCCAGUAGUGAUAGUUUUGGGGUGGUGCUUUUUUAUUUCAUCUAACUUAAAUUUCCUGAUGGGUAAGUAUCAGAUGAAAUUCAGCUUAAUUAAUGUUUGACUUUUGAGUCUUGCUGUGUUUUUACCCUGUGAUCCCAAAUGCCGCUCAUGCGUGACUGUUUGGAGCUGAUAUGUAAACUAGCCGAGAUGGAAGUCAUGUUGAUACUGUCGUAAGAUGUUUUUGGCUACUCAGAAAAAGCACUGACAAUAAAAUUUUGUAUUGGAA
Hipposideros armiger (great roundleaf bat) is the source of this 2528-nucleotide messenger RNA. It is a transcript of the gene RAE1, whose product is annotated as ribonucleic acid export 1. The transcript has 13 exons. Lineage: Eukaryota; Metazoa; Chordata; Mammalia; Chiroptera; Hipposideridae. The record is from RefSeq and is a predicted model, not a curated record. Gene Ontology annotation, molecular function: protein binding. The coding region runs from base 379 to 1512 and encodes 377 amino acids.